CUCCUGUUCAGCCGUCGAGAAGUCCUCUCUGGUGCUGACAGUAUUGCCAGCCAAAGCCUCUGAAAAACCCAAAUUAGUGGGAUUAUCCAUAUGAACAAAGUGUUCUAUGUGACAGGGUGGAGUAAGAGAAUCACGCAUUUUCUGUUCCACAAGACCAAGCCGGUGCUCUUAUGCUACCACUGGCAGACCUACCACACGGAGGACAUCCUAAGCAUGGCCAAGUACCAGAACCAGUUCCUCGGGACCUCCUCCUACAGUGGGGACAUCCUCUUCUGGAACACCGGCACACUCAAGCCCAUCUUCAACUUCAAUGCCUCUAGGAGUCCCUUGCCCUUGCAGCCCAAGAGGGUGAAAGAUGUGAACAACUGCCUGCCUGAGAGCCACGGGCCCAUCAGACCCUGUGUGGAGCGGGAGAAGUGGGCAUACAAGACCCCCAGGAAGCUCUCCAGUCUCAGCCCCAAGUCUGUGGCCAAUACCAACCUGAGGCGGAGCCUGGUGUCGGCUCCCCCAGUGAUGAGGCGCUGGAGAGACAAGGAGCCAGUCAGGCCUGUGUCCUGGAAGAAACCUUCCAGCGCUGCUGGCACAUCCAUGCAGCCAGGCAAGAUCCACAGCAAACAGUCCAUUUACAAAGAGGAUGAAACAAGAAAAGCAGAAUUGCAGAAGAAUAUAUUGUUUCAAUCCAGUGCCUCUGUGGAGAAGAUAAUCUUCCUGCAGACCAGGCCUCGCCUGCCAUACACGGCUGCCCUGCUGAGCAGCUGCAUGGACGGCUACAUCUACGCCUGGUCCCUCCACGGGAGCGGAGGCCUGCUGGGGAAGUUCCCUGUGGACCUAGACAAUGAAAAUGUUGUUGUGGGUGCCAUGGCCACUGAUAAAAAUGACUGGAUCCUCAUCACGGGGGAUUGUAAAGGAUACAUCAAGAUCUGGGACAUCAAGGAUUACUGCAUGUUGAUUGAUAAACAGCCAUUCCAAUCCAAUGUGGCCAAGGUUGUCUCUGAAGCAUACAACAAGUUCCGGUUAUUAAUUCCUCAGCAGCUUGGGACCAGCUUCCCGCACUACAUUCCCUUGGAGGAUAAAGAGGUUGUGGCUGGCCAUACCAUUUCCCUGGUUCCCCCCACGCUCCUGAUUACCUGGAAGGGCCAUUUGGAUAGUGUGGCAGACAUCCUGUAUGUGGACAACUUCCAGUUGGUUAUCAGCGCUGGCCAGGACCAGGACGUCAAGGCUUGGAAACUCUCCGGUGAUGCCAUUGGAACAUUUGGCCUGAGUGUGUGGAAAAGACUACAGGAUGCCUGUGAUGGUCCUCAUGAAAACAGAGCAAGCUUAGAGGAAGAGGGCAGCUCCACUGGCACCACCCAGAAGGCCUUCCAUCUGGAACUGCAGGAGCAGCGGGAUCUGGCUGAGGCCCUGAUAUACCAGCGGCGAGAGCAGGCGGCGCUGAUGGCCCUCCUGCAUGGGAAGGCAGAUAAGGAGACAGAAGCUUGGGCCAGGCUGCAGAAGAUGGCCCUGAUGUCCCCAUGGGCCGGAGAGCGCCCCCUGGAAGACAUUGAGGACAGCUGGAGCAAGUGGGAGUCCAGGGACAAGCAGGUGAGCAAAGUCUUGGGAGCGGCGUAUAAGCCCAAGGAACGCUUGCGGAAUACCAGGUUCCUGUCCAUGAGGGUGCCGUACGGCUGGAUGAAGCAGCAGAUCUCACCUCAGGUCUACCAAAGCCUGCACUUCAAUGAUCUGAUGCCCACCCAGCAGCCCGACUUCCUGACCAGCAGGGGCCCAGACCAGCAGGACCAGCACAUCCGCCUGGUAGCCCAGGAUGUCCAGAAGGACCUGGUGCCCAGCAGGGAGCAGGCUGUGCUGCAUACCAUGGACAGCACGCCUGCAGCCACCUCCUCCCCAUCUUCCUUGUUAUCUGUCACCGCCUCAGCCUCCAGGCUGCUGGACUCCAGCUUGCCUGCCUUCCUGAGGCCCCAGUUCUCUUUCUUGCUGCGGCCCCAGUCGGCCUCCACGGCCCAUUCCACCCCCUCAGUCCCAUCCCCGGUGUCCAAGUCCACCCUGCAGAGGUCAGCAACCCCCAAGCACAUUGUCUCCUCCCUCGAGCGGCCCCCAAGGCCUCUGAAGGCCACCUUCAUGUCCUCUGUGAAGGAGGGCUCCCACGUCAGGUUCUGAGGUGCUCUGCCAUCUUCUCUAGUCCUGCAGCAGGGCCACCAGGCCCAUGGCGGGCCUGCAUGUCCCUGGCUUAUUCCCUACCAGACCCAGAGGAUAUGGCCCUUCCCCCGGCCGCCCCACUUGCCUCUCUGGGGAAGUCCACCUGUCUCCUAAUCUUAUCUUCUCUCUGGCCCCGCACAUAGCCCUGGGGCAGAAA
Messenger RNA from Cercocebus atys (sooty mangabey), 2350 nucleotides. Its product is annotated as WD repeat-containing protein on Y chromosome-like. Bases 91 to 2154 code for a protein of 687 amino acids. Gene Ontology annotation, molecular function: protein binding. NCBI's taxonomy places the organism in Eukaryota, Metazoa, Chordata, Mammalia, Primates, Cercopithecidae. The transcript has 12 exons. The record is from RefSeq and is a predicted model, not a curated record.